Molecule: messenger RNA, 1788 nt
Organism: Austrofundulus limnaeus
Lineage: Eukaryota; Metazoa; Chordata; Actinopteri; Cyprinodontiformes; Rivulidae
Product: LRRN4 C-terminal-like protein
Exons: 2
Coding region: 507-1178 (223 amino acids)
Source: RefSeq, a predicted model, not a curated record
UAUAGGAGGGAGGAAAGAGAGGCAGAGAGGGAGCAAGUGAAACGCAACCGAGGAAGGAGCUCAUUCAGAUCUGAUGAAGACUACGGCCAACAGGUAAGAUCAUGUCUAAGUCUCAUGAUGCAUGAAGUUCAGCUGAAGACACAGAACUCAGGAGGAGCUCCUGCUUUGCUUUCAGGACUUAAAUUUUUUUUUWAAAAAAAAGAAGAAAUCCUGAAUGAGUUCUUUGUUUUCACAUCUCAGACUGGCUUUCAGGUCUGCAGUGGGUUUUGGUGCACUCUGCCUGUAAUCAGAUCCAGCAGGGGCCAUGCUGGUAAUCGGACCUGUUGUGCAAUCCCCCCGCCUGGAAUGUUGUUUCAGAGCGAAGCACCUCAGAAAUCUUAACAAACGGGGAAUCAUUUCAAACCGCUCUUUAAACCAAACUCUAAACCAUCUCUUAACAAGGCGAUGACUAAUCCACAGUUUUGACAUCAUGUUUAACUAAAACCACAAGUUCCAGUUCGUCCAGAAUGAACAUGACCAACCCCACGAUGAAGCUCCAGUUUUCUUUCCUGAUCUUCUGCCUGGUUUCCAGCAGAGGUUACUGUCUGAAACCUACGUCGUCUGGAGCCACUGAAACGCCACCAUCAUUUUAUGUUGAUUAUGAAUACGAGGACACAACCCCGGCCCCUGCACCGGGCAGAGGGUCUCUAAAGCCAGGAACCUCGCAGCACUGUGACUAUGACCCCUGUCGAGACAAUCAGACCCCCUGUAUGGACCUGUCGCUGUUGACUGGCUGCCUGUGCCGGGGCUUGACUCUGUACACCGAACUGCCGGAGGCACCCAGGAUCCAGUCCGUGUUCCAUAACGGCUCAGGAGUUCUGGUUUGGUGGUGCGCCCCGUAUUCGUACGUCACAGCAUACACGGUGACAGUGGGGGGUCUCGAGAGGCAGAGCUUCGGGGCGGGCGAAAGGAGGGCCCUGCUCGGAGAGAUAGCCGCCGAGGAAGAGGUUUGCAUCGUCUCCCGGAACGACGUGGGGAACAGCAACAGCACCUGCGAGAAGUACCGACCAAAAGGCGGCAAGCGGCCUCUGACGGGGUGGCUCAUCGGGGGGGCCGGGGGCCUCCUGCUGCUCGUCUUGCUGGCCGCCAUGCUGUGGAGGCACAGGAGGCAGAAGAAACAGGAGACCGGCGACGUGUGAACGGAGACGAGGGCAGAAAACACUGAAUGUGAGACAGAGACUUUCUGCAAACUGGAGCAAAUCAGCUGAUUAUUACAGAAAAAAAUGAGCUGCAAACCCUCAAUGUGCUCAGGGAAAACAAAAAGUCAACACAAACUGAAUGGAAAAAACAAGACGAAUAAAAAGCAAACACAUUUUAGAGGAUUAAACAACACACAUGGAUCUGCUUACUGGUUAGAAUAAAAACAUUCAGCUACACACCCAAAGGGUGAUUCAAGACAUUUUWAAAUAAUUCUUAUUCUGCCUUUUAGCACAAAAUCAUGCAAAAAGAAAACAAUAAAAAAAACUUUUCGGAGAUGGGCACAGAUGUGGAGCUGGUGCUGGAACAUAUAUUUAACUUAAACCAAUUUAACGAAAAAAAAACGUGUCUUCUUAAAGCUCUCUGUGAGAGUGUUCAUUGUUUCGUAUUUAACUGAAGCCCAUCUGGACUGAAUGUAACAUUAGAGAUGAAUAAAAACAGAAUGACCUGUUGUGUUUUUUUAUUUGGGUGKUUAUGUUCAGACUGUUGGCUCUUUCAGCCGUGGUGUUUGUUCGAUAUUAAAUCUGAUCAUUAAAGCGAAGUGAAACAUUG